AUGGGCUUUGACCGCAAAGACGUGGCCUUGGCCGUGGCAGGUGGCACUCUAGUUGGCCUCCUCUGGUGGAGCUUCCGACGCCGAUAUCGAGCUGAUCCCCCGUUCCGCUACAGCCAAGCGGAUUCCAAGCAUCGUUUCGCUCUCUUGGUCGGCAAUGGGUCUUACCAUAACUAUCCAGAUGUCGCUUGCACCAUUGCAGACGUGGAGCUGAUCGGCGAGACGAUCAAGCGGAAGGGAUUCGAUGUCAUGCCUCGUCUGAACUGUACAUUUCGCGAGCUUGACCGCGCCCUCCAAGAAGUCAAAGACAAAGUGUCAGGACAGCACUGUGAAGUCUUACUAUUUUACUUUGCAGGCCAUGCCGUGGAGGCAGAUGGCCAGAAUGCCUUGCUUUGCCUUGACAGCGACCCCAACUACCUACAUGAAGAGCACACCUUGUACAAGGUCUUUUCUAGUUUGGUGGAAUCUUCUUCCAAGGAUACCAAAAUCGUGGCCAUUCUUGAUUGCUGUCGUAGUCCGGAACCCAAGCUUCGGCCGACAUUAACCGUGAGGUUUCCCAAACAUGGGCAGUUUUAUGUGAUGUUUGCAUGCGGAUCGGGACAGACGGCCGAAGAAAGCAGGUUCAGCAGACAUGGCACUUUUACCGAAGAGCUUGCGAACUGGAUUGAUCGACAGUCCAAGUUCAACAUCACGUCAGAGAGUUUCUCCGAGUUAGCCAAUGCUGUAAGAACGCGCACGCACACACUACAGAUUCCAGAGCUUCUUUGCAGAUCCUUCAAGCGGUGGCCAAAUCAGAUACGGAAUGUGCCGCGCCGCAACAAACAUUUCGUAGGUCGCAAGAAGCUGCUGGAAGAUCUCGCAUCUCGAGUGUUCAAGAAGCCGGGCUUGCUAUGCUUGGUUGCAACAUCCGGUCUGGCCGGUGUGGGGAAGAGUCAGUUGUUGGUCGAGUUUCUGCACACCCAGUGCAACAGCAAGAGCAUCGUGUGGUGGUUGAACGCAGAAGACGAGCUUGUUUUACAACAGGGCCUUGCGGAUCUAGCUAUGCGAGCAGGAAUUGUUACGGAAGCAGAGGGCAGACACGAGUUGCGUGCUGCUGCCCUCAAAGCUGUCCGCGCUUUGGAUGAGGAGCUUGAGAGUUGGGUCUUGGUUUUUGACAAUGCGAAGGAAUAUCAGCUCGUGAGAGAAUGGAUUCCCUCCCAGGGCGGGGUUGUUCUAGUCACGUCUCGCAACCCGCACUGGGACAGUACAAUUUCAAUCCCUGUGUUCUCUCCGGAUGAGUCGGUCGAAUUGCUCAAGAGCCUUCUGGGAGAAACUGCACAAGUAGAAGGAGCAGCAGAAGUUGCGAAGAUGCUCGGAUAUCAUCCUCUAGCUCUUGCCCAGGCCGGUGGCUGGGCUCGCGAGACGAACAUGGGCCUUCUCAAGUACAAGCAGCUUUUGGAAUGCAGCGAGGAGCGUCGCCAUCUCUUGCAGUCUGCACCAGAUUCUUUGAGACAUCAAGAUUACAAGGCCACCAUAGCAUCGACAGUGGAUCUGGCAAUCAGCGACUUGUCCAACCCACUCGCGGCAAAUAUUUUCGAUGUUUGCACAGUUAUGUCUCCAGACAAGAUACCCUACGAGUUCCUCUGGCUCUUCUACAAAAACCUGGUCCACAAGGCAGAAAAGGUGGCAACGGAAGCUGAGUUCUCAGCAGUCCUGAAGAAGGUGUGCGACCAUUCGCUGAUAACUGCAGCCGAAAAUCAUGCCUAUGAUAUUCACCGUCUGGUUCAAACUGUGCGACGAGACACCCUGCUUGCUGACAACACUGCCAGCGCAGGCCAGAACAUGCUUUUGAUUGCUAUUGCAACUGCGGCAAGCCUGUUCGAUUUCGAUUUGCUGCAGAACCUUGAUUCUGUCCGAGAGGACCCGUCAAGGGACUACGCAAGUUUGGUGCCUCACUGCCUCUCUCUAGCCGAGUUUGCUCGAGAGUUUGGUGUCGAGGGCUCGGAAGAGCUGGCGGUUCUGCAGAUCAAUGUCGCCGAGUACUUGUUCGAAGUGUGCCGGAAGGGCGAGCGUGCCACGAAGCUCCUGAAAGAAGCUCAGCGAAAGCUGACCUCAGAUGUCUUGAAGCUCAAAGCGACUGUGCUGCUUGCCCGGUUUACGUAUGCGGAAAGCAUCGAACUCCAGAACGACGUCUUGGUCCAGCUGGAGGAAGCCCUGCGAGAUUUCGACCUGCAAGUGGAUGUCAAAGAUCACGUGUACGAAAUCCAUGGGUACAACACAGCUGCAUGCUUUCAUGCAUAUGUCGGUCGUUUCGAUAAAGCUGAAAGCUGUCUGAAGAAAGCCGAGCGACUUCUAUCCACGCACACAGAUCGCAGUCCCAGCCUGCUGGAGGCAAGUUUCCAUGAGGCUAGCUCAAUCAAGGAGGACCGUCGUGGCGAUGCAGACAAAGAGGCUAAACAUGUGCGGCAGAUGUAUACCAUCCGCAAACAUCUGUUGGGUCAGAACUCGUUUCUCACAUUACAUGCACUCCGAGAUCUGGUUGUUUCGCUGUCGGACACGGAUCCAGCGCAGGGCGUUGAACUCGCGAAUGACCUUGUGCGUGCCGUGGAGAAUGUGAUUGGAGCCGAACAUCCCGAGGCAGCGGUUGCAUAUAGGGCAGCUGCCAUGUGUGCCUUUGAGGCGGAGAAGCUCAGCCUUGCCCGACAGUACAUCGAGAAAUCACUCAAAACACUUCCACCCGACUGGGAUCAGGAGUUUCGCUCGAGGUGCUUAAGCCUGCAGAUCGCGAUUGAUCUAGACUUAGCACGAAGCCAUGGACAUGCAGUACCUGAGGCAGACAUAAACAAGGCGGUAGAUGAGCUCAAGCGUGCAGUCCGUUUGAGGGAGGAAAGCUCUCCGAUAGGCAUCACGAUGAUCAAGCUGCUGUCAUAUUUGGCAUUGGCACAAGCUCUGGCUGGUCGCUGGUCAGAUGCAAAAGCAACUGCGGAUCGUGCCUUUCAGAUGGCCGAACCGAUGCGCCCUAACUACAAGCAGUAUGCUGUGUUGGCAAAGGCAGAGGUGUAUGCGCUGGAGGGUAGCCACCCCGAAGCUGAGCGGUGGUUCCAAAUGGCAGAAGAGAUAAGCAUGCACUGGCCGGAGGAGCACCCAUUCAGACAUCGUGUUACCAGAUCGAGAAGUCGAAUCCCGGCGAUUACGAGAUCCGGUUUUCUUCCUGCCGACUGGGUGACUUGGGGCUGUUUGGGUAAGUGGCAUUUGCCGCCGGCCCAGCCGGAGAUGCUGCUUUCGUCCACGGAGCAUCGCUGA
This is a messenger RNA of Symbiodinium sp. CCMP2592, 3279 nucleotides long. Lineage: Eukaryota; Dinophyceae; Suessiales; Symbiodiniaceae. The record is from the annotation of a GenBank genome assembly.